AUAGAGACGCUCAAGGCCGGCCAAGCUUUGCAGCUCUUCCGCAGGCCCAGCCAGGGAGAAUGGAGAGCUACGAGAAAAUCCUCAGGAUUGGCCAAGGUGCGAGUGCGGAGGUUUUUCUCAUGAGGAACACGAGGACAAAGCAGCUGUUUGCAGUGAAGAAGGUCAAGAUGAACCCAAACAAGAGGCUGCAGAGCAAGGAAGCUGUGCUGCAGGAGGUGGCCAUCUUGAGCACCCUCCAGCAUCCCCAUGUGGUGGCAUGCCAUGACCACUUCUUCGAUGCAGAGCAGGAGCACGUCUUCAUAGUCCAAGACUACUGUGACAGCGGAUCCCUGGAUGUGCACAUCAAGAUGAAGAGAGAGGGCUACUUCCCUGAGGCCACUAUUAUGGAAUGGUUCGUGCAGCUCGCUAUGGCCGUCCAGUACAUCCACUCCUUGAAGAUCCUGCAUCGAGACAUCAAGGCGUCCAACGUGUUCCUCACAAGUACACGGAUGCUGAAACUGGGUGACUUUGGCAUCUCCAAGGUCAUGGAUAGCACUCUGGAUAUGGCAAGUACCUUUGUGGGCACCCCUUAUUACCUGAGCCCUGAGCUCUGCAAGGAUGUGCCCUACAGCUCCAAAUCUGAUGUCUGGGCAAUGGGCUGUGUUCUUUUUGAGCUGUGUGCACUGAAGCCCCCCUUUAUCGGCCUGAGUUUGGGUAGCUUAUUUAAUAAGAUUGUGAAAGAAGACUAUGCCCCUGUGCCAGAGUGUUACUCAGAACCUCUCCACAGCUUGGUCCAAGUCAUCCUGAAGAAGAAUCCAGAGGAGAGGCCCAGUGCUGGCAACAUCCUCAACACCCCAUAUGUUCAGGAGCACCUCAGACUCUUCCUUCUCUAUCAAGAAAUCUUGAACAAGCCACCCUGGGAAGCAUCACAUGAUGGAGAUGGUAGUAGUCUCGGCCCACCUGGAUUGCACCAGCCAGAGCCACAGGACUAUGCAGAUGAAAAAGACCCCCUGGCAGGAUCUAUCCCAUUUUGUGCUCACCAACAGCAUACUGAACACCACGACCCAGACGAUGCGUCUAGCAUCCCAAGCAGUGGCUCCGAUUACUCAGAAGACUUUGAAACCUCAAGCAACUCCACAAUCAGCAGCAGUUCAGAGGAAGAUACUACAGAGAUCACGGAGACGCCAACCGAGACUGACUCUGAUGAAUGGGGGCUGACCAGUUAUCCAGAGGACUUUGAGGACUCCGAGGAAGAACUGGAGGAAGCUGAGAAUGAUCUCCAGCAUAAUCCACAGGAGGCCAAAUCCUCCUCUCCUCUGGGCAAGCUGCACCUGUACAGAGGCGAGGACAGCGGCUGUGGAAGUGAGGAAAACAGCUUGCCCUGCGAGGGCUUGCAACCUGCAACUGAGCACAGAUGGGACUCUGAACACUUGGAGACUUGUUACCUGCUCCAAAGCCUGGACCUGGAAAGCACCUAAAGGAAGUGGAACUAUGUAAAAGCUGCUUUGAAGGCCAGUUUGGACACCCCACGGGGCUUCUGUAAUGUACCAGCAGCCAGAAGCUGGUUACAAGGGGCAAUGCUGUAUGCUGCUGUGGCUAGUGCUGCACCGCCUACCCUCAUUCAUAGGAGCAAACCUCAUCCUUCAUGGGCUCUGAGGCAGUAGUGCGAUGAUCACCUGACCACCCCUCAUACUCUACUUUGAGGCCGAGGCCACACAGCACCUCCUUCCCUGUUUGCAUCAUAGAGGCAUAAGAGCCCAGUCUCAAGCUGUGGCUUGUCAAGAGAUGUUGCCUAAAAUUCCUACUGGUGUGGAUAGUUUGGCAAAAAAAACACCCCAUUUCUCUAGUAUAUGAUUCACUCAAGGUGACUCAUCUGUCAGAAGCAGCCAACAAUCACGCUACUGCAUUUUAACCACUGCAGGUUUCCCAGUCAUCAAUCUGAUUCCUUUGCCCAACUCCUGUAAUUUUGGCACCUUAUAUGCCCCCAAAUCACUGCCCUUUUCCAAUGGAGAGAAGCCUGAAAGUCCAAUUUCCUUGCAUACUAUGUCCCCAGCCCU
Molecule: messenger RNA, 2036 nt
Organism: Eublepharis macularius
Lineage: Eukaryota; Metazoa; Chordata; Lepidosauria; Squamata; Eublepharidae
Exons: 4
Coding region: 60-1457 (465 amino acids)
Biological process (GO): protein phosphorylation
Molecular function (GO): protein kinase activity; ATP binding
Source: RefSeq, a predicted model, not a curated record